Penicillium subrubescens is the source of this 1629-nucleotide messenger RNA. RefSeq names its product ssDNA-dependent ATPase MGS1. The coding region runs from base 1 to 1629 and encodes 542 amino acids. Gene Ontology annotation, cellular component: nucleus. Gene Ontology annotation, molecular function: ATP hydrolysis activity; enzyme activator activity; ATP binding. NCBI's taxonomy places the organism in Eukaryota, Fungi, Ascomycota, Eurotiomycetes, Eurotiales, Aspergillaceae. The record is from RefSeq and is a predicted model, not a curated record. Gene Ontology annotation, biological process: DNA-templated DNA replication; DNA repair; regulation of DNA repair. The transcript has a single exon.
AUGGUGCUCUGCCCAAUCUGUGAGAAGUCUGUUCCACAGCUCAAAAUCAACGAUCAUAUCGAUUCGGGCUGUCAAAGCUUCGUGGAAGAGCCGUCUUCUUCCCCGAGCGAUCAACCGUCAUCUCAGAAAGGACCAGUUCCCAGCAUCUUCCAGCCACCGUCCGCACGAAAAGCCCAGAGCCAGUUCAGCCAAACCAAAGAAUCCCCAUCACGCCCGAAUAUUACAACACCACGACCUCUCAAUGGCAAAAGAUCCUUCACCCAAGACUCCCCGCUGUCCCAAGAACACAAUGGCGUGAAACAACCGAACGAGGAAGCAGUGGAACCGCAGGCUAAGCGGACAAAGGUCAAUGCAUUCCAAAGGGCCGCCCCAUUGGCAGAGCGGAUGCGCCCGAAGACUCUAGAUGAAGUGUGUGGUCAGGAGCUCGUCGGCGAGAAUGGUGUUCUCCGAGGUCUCAUCGAACAAGACCGGGUACCAAGUAUGAUUCUAUGGGGAAGUGCUGGAACAGGCAAGACGACAAUUGCCCGCGUGGUAGCAUCGAUGGUUGGAAGCCGAUUCGUGGAAAUCAACAGUACAAGCUCCGGUGUUGCUGAGUGCAAGAAAAUAUUCGCUGAGGCCCGCAGUGAACUCGGUCUCACUGGAAGAAAGACGAUUAUCUUCUGCGAUGAAAUCCAUCGGUUCUCCAAAUCGCAACAGGAUGUGUUUCUGGGGCCCGUGGAAAGUGGCCAGGUCACGUUGAUUGGUGCAACCACGGAGAAUCCAUCAUUCAAGGUCCAGAAUGCGCUGCUUUCACGGUGCAGGACAUUUACGUUGUCCAAACUGACAGACGAGGACAUUGUCUCAAUCCUCCAGCGAGCACUUAGAGUCGAGGGUCCGAACUAUUCUCCUUCAGAAUUAGUUGAUGAUGAGUUGAUACAGUAUCUGGCUCGAUUCGCCGAUGGCGAUGCUCGAACCUCGCUCAACUUGCUCGAACUUGCCAUGGACCUGUCCAAACGACCGAACAUUACCACAGAAGAUAUAAAGCAAGCCUUGACUAAAACCCUUGUUUAUGACCGUGCUGGUGAUCAACACUAUGACACAAUAUCAGCAUUCCACAAGUCGAUUCGAGGUAGUGACCCGGAUGCAGCACUAUACUACCUUUCUCGCAUGAUCCAGUCAGGCGAAGAUCCUCUGUACAUUGCUCGAAGACUGAUAGUUGUGGCUUCUGAGGACAUUGGUCUGGCCGAUAACACCAUGUUAACUCUUGCAAUUUCCACUCACUCCGCCGUGGAGAAGAUUGGCCUGCCCGAGGCCCGCAUUAACUUGGCCCAUGCAACGGUGGCAAUGGCCCUGUCGAAGAAGAGCACAAGGGCAUACCGUGGACUGAACAACGCCUUUGCUGCAUUGAAUGAACCAGGGGUUGCAGGACUCCCUAUUCCCAUUCAUUUGCGAAACGCUCCCACGAAGCUGAUGAAAGAGCUCGGCUAUGGCAAGGAGUACAAGUACAACCCGAACUAUGUCGAUGGUGAAGUGCAGCAAGACUACCUCCCGGAGAAGAUAAUGGGACGCACAUUUCUGGAAGAACUGGACCUUGGGACGAAACGAGACCCCGAGUUGGGCCACACAAGUCACUCAAAAAUCUUUUUUUAA